This is a messenger RNA of Penicillium subrubescens, 1515 nucleotides long. RefSeq names its product aminopeptidase P family protein. Lineage: Eukaryota; Fungi; Ascomycota; Eurotiomycetes; Eurotiales; Aspergillaceae. Gene Ontology annotation, molecular function: metalloaminopeptidase activity; manganese ion binding. Bases 1 to 1515 code for a protein of 504 amino acids. The record is from RefSeq and is a predicted model, not a curated record. The transcript has 2 exons.
AUGCGUUCAAAGGCUCGCGGUACUCCCCGCGACGCCGCCUUGGCAAAUCAGGCCGAUGUUAUCGUCAACGCCGUCAACUCCUUCCACAUCCGUCUUGCCGUAUCUGGAACCUCCUGUGAUAAAUACCCAGCCAAACAGCACGCGCGCAAUGUUGCCCGCAAACUUGGAGUGUCGCAUGGCCUGAUUUUCAUCGCUGGUCAGCCCACGGUCAAUUGGCGCGAUUCCGACCAAUCGCGCCCAUUCCGCCAGCGUCGAUACUUCUACUAUCUGAGUGGCGUGGACGAGCCCGACUGCACUCUGACAUACGAUAUCGGCCUGGAUGUUUUGACCCUCUAUGUACCGGACUUCGAUCUCCAUCGGGCCAUUUGGAUGGGCCCGACCUUGUCGCGAGAGGAUGCUCAGGAUCGAUACGAUGUUGAUCGAGUAGUGUACGGGUCGUCGCUCAAGCCUGAGCUUCUCUCUUGGCUGAGUGAACGAGUUCAAAGCAGCUUGCUGUAUAUGGUUCAUGAGUCGGAGACACCGGAGGGACUGCCUGCUGAGCUGCCGCUGGAUGCCAAGCAGCUAAUGCCAGCUAUGGAUGCAGCUCGAGGUGUCAAAGACGAGUAUGAGAUUCGCAUGAUCCGCCAGGCCAAUAAAGUGUCGGGUCUGGCGCAUCGCAAAAUCCUUGAAAACAUCCAAAAGAUGACCAACGAGUCCCAAAUUGAGGGCUCCUUCCUUGAUACCUGCAUCUCCAACGGUGCUCCUAAUCAAGCAUAUCAAAUCAUCGCCGCAUCGGGGCCUAACGCGGCAGUCCUCCACUACGACCGAAACAACGAGUCUCUCAAGAACAAGCCUCUCGUGUGUCUCGAUGCCGGCGCUGAGUGGCAAUGCUAUGCUAGCGAUGUGACGCGGACCUUCCCACUUUCAGGCGAGUGGCCAAGCAAGUACGCUCGGGACAUCUACCGUGUAGUCGAGCGCAUGCAAGAGGAAUGCAUCAAGCGGAUCCGCAGAGGAACGCGCUUCCUAUCUCUACACGACUUGGCCCAUGAAAUCGCCAUCAUCGAACUCCUACAUCUCGGCGUCUUCAAGGACGGCAGUCUCUCCGAAAUCAGAGCGUCGGGUGCGUCCAAGGUCUUCUUCCCUCACGGUCUGGGCCACCACGUCGGUCUCGAAGUUCACGAUGUAUCCGACUCGUCGAUUAUGGCUUUGCAUCCGGGCCUUGACCAGGAUCAGUAUGGCUCAGUCCUGAACCCUGCUAUUAGCAUGGCACCUUGCACACUAUCUGCCCCGUUGCUGGAAGAGGGGAUGGUGGUUACCGUGGAACCGGGAAUUUACUUCUCGCCGCUUGCUCUUGCGAACGCACGCAAACAAUCGUAUGCAAAGUACAUCGACUUUGACGUUGCUGAGAAAUAUGUCCAUAUCGGUGGUGUGCGUAUCGAGGAUGAUAUUCUUGUCACUGCCAGUGGCUAUGAGAAUCUCACUACUGCUCCGAAGGGGGAGGAGAUGCUUGCUGUGAUUCGGGGGUCUGCAUCGUAA